This is a messenger RNA of Cicer arietinum (chickpea), 832 nucleotides long. RefSeq names its product tripeptidyl-peptidase 2-like. NCBI's taxonomy places the organism in Eukaryota, Viridiplantae, Streptophyta, Magnoliopsida, Fabales, Fabaceae. The record is from RefSeq and is a predicted model, not a curated record.
UUAGUUAUUUAAAAUAUGUUGGCACUUAAUGAACUUUUAAUUUCACUGCAGAGUAUCAGGAAAAAGCUUGAGUCUACCCGAGACCAAUUAGCAGAGGCACUGUACCAAAAGGGGCUUGCUCUGGCAGAGAUUGAAACUUUAAAGUUGGCAGACUUGACUUGGUGUAUAUUGUCAAAGGAUUUGGCUGCAACCGAAGGUGAAAAUCAAGAUGUGAACAGUGAUCAAUCUUUAGAUGAUGGCAGUCAUCCAGACUUGUUUGAAGAGAAUUUUCAAGAACUGAGGAAAUGGGUUGAUGUAAAGUCAUCUAAAUAUGGAAUCCUCACAGUAACACGGGAGAGGCGUUCUCAAAGGCUUGGGACGGCAUUGAAGGUACUGUGUGACAUAAUUCAAGAUGAUGCAGAGAAUGCCAAGAAAUUCUAUGAACUAAAACUCUCAUUGCUUGAUGAGAUUGGAUGGAAACAUUUAGCUACAUAUGAGAGGCAGUGGAUGCUUGUACGUUUCCCUCCAUCUUUGCCCCUUUUCUAGCGCCUACCUAUUGGAACUAAGUUUGACAGCAAUGGCAGGACUGUGAAGCCAUGUCCUCUCCUUAAUAAUUUGUGAGGACAAACAUAUAACAUUAUUUUUCGAUCUUUUAAAUGUAGAACUGAAAUGUAUGACUUAUCCUUUCCUUCUUUUGCACAUCUUGACUUAGCUAUGGGUCAUGGUAUGUGGCAAAUGGCAACUUCGACAUUCAAGUGUAUUUUAAUCCUUCCGUGUGGCUGCCACAUCAAGAGAUUGUUAAUCUCCUUUACAUUUAGUAAGAGUAUUGAAUAAAGAUAGUUUUCUCUCGUUU